Molecule: messenger RNA, 330 nt
Organism: Fraxinus pennsylvanica
Lineage: Eukaryota; Viridiplantae; Streptophyta; Magnoliopsida; Lamiales; Oleaceae
Source: the annotation of a GenBank genome assembly
AUGGAGAGAGUGAACAAAAUGGUGGCAGAAAAACCAGUGGUGAUCUUCAGCAAGAGUUCAUGCUGCAUGAGCCAUACGAUCAAAUCCCUCUUUUGUGAUUUUGGUGUUAAUCCUGUAGUGUAUGAACUCGAUGAAAUUCCAAGAGGUGGAGAGAUUGAGCAGGCUCUGUUAAGACUCGGUUGCAACCCCUCUGUCCCAGCGGUGUUCAUUGACGGUGAAUUUGUGGGUGGAGCCAAUGAGAUUAUGAGUCUCCACCUCCGACGAUCCUUAAAGCCAAUGCUUAAAAGUGCUCCACGGAAUACCCAAAUUUUGGGAUGUUUUUAUAUCUAA